UCAAUCAGGACUGUGUUCACGUAUAUCUGUCCUGAACGUGGGCGAUUCAAAGGGAGUUUAUGAUGGAACAGUUGCAUAGGCAGAGGGUAACUUUUAGAACUGUUUAAGUUGAUUGCUUUGUAACACUAAAGGACUGGUGUACAAACAUGGUAAGGUUCCAGUAAAUGUACACAUUCCCAUUAUCGUAAGAAUAAAGUCGACAAAUAUGCAGCCAUUAAAGUGAUGGGUCCAUGGCAAAUCUUUGAAUCCCCUGAUUUGGCAUAUGCGAUAGGUUCACCAGGCUAAAGUAGGUGAAUGCUACCUGGAAGUUGCAUCAGAAUUAAGUGAUAUGAAAAUGGUAGGAACAGCGACCCAACAGAUUUCCAAAACUCUCAAAAGCUUGCAAGAACUUGACAUUACAUUGGAAAUUCUUGUGGAAACCGGAGUAGGCAAAACCGUAAAUGGCUUCCGAAAACAUACUGAAGUAGGAGAUUUUGCAAAAUCUAUUGUUCUUCAGUGGAAGAGGUUGGUUCCUGAGGUUAUUGAAAAUGAUCAGAAGUCUAUGCCUAAGCAUGAACAAAAAACUACUUUAGAAAGCAAGCCAGUGAUUUCAAAACUGAAUAAAAAAGCUGUGGUGGAAAAGUUGUUGCGCUCAGAAGACCAUGAUCACUGGAAUGAAGAGUUGCCUAAAUCUCAAGCUGGUACCCACAAAAAUUCCUCCAAUAAAACAAAGAACAUGAAACUGUAUGAAAAGAAACCUGAAUCAAAAGAGAUAAAACCCAAGAAGGUCCUGCAAAGCAAAGAAUGCGAAGUGGAGAAAGCUCAUUCAAAAGGUGAAAAGUCAAAAAGUUUCCACUUCUCUGAGAAAAAGACUGAAAAAUAUUCUCAUUCAUCUAACAAUGAAAAGAAAAAGGUCUCUAUAAGGAAUGAAGAGAGCCCGCCUAAGCAAAGCAGGCAUAAUAAAAAUGAUGUAGGUCAUGGCAGCUUUCCGAAAGGUAUGGAGAAAACAGCAGAGAAUUUGUCCGGUGAGGAAUUUGACACUCCCGCUAUGUCUUUUGAGUCAUAUCUCAGUUAUGACCAAGUCUCCAGUAAGCGGAAAAAAAAGUCAAAUCUGACAAAUGAACCUCCUAAAAAGGUACAGGUAUGCAAGCAGUAUUGCAAUCUGAGGCGCUCCAGUUCUGAAGGACAAAAUACAACAAUGAAGGAAGAGGAUAUCGAAACAGAUACCAAGAAAAGAUGUUUUGAAGAUUUGCUUAGUAUACCGCUACCAAAGAUUUUACCAGACUACGAUUUGCUUCCUUCUCCACCUCAUUCAGAUGAAAGCAAAGGGAAUAUACCAGAGCCUGUGGCUGAAAUGAAUCCCGAAACAAAGGGUUUUACUGGAAAACGUCUCAACUCUAAAAUGUUGGUGUAUUCUGGUUCCAAGACACUUUAUCUUCCAAAGUUGCUUACACUAUACCAGCAAUGUCUACGUGUGCUUCAAAACAAUAUUGACUCAAUCCAAGAAGUUGGAGGUGUACCGUUUGAUAUCCUAAAGCCAGUUCUUGAGCGUUGUACUCCAGAGCAGCUUAAUCGAAUUGAAGAAUGUAAUCCAGACUUUAUGGAGGACUCUGACUACCUGUGGAAGAAACACUGUGAAAGGGACUUUAAAGGCCACCGGCUCUUAGAAUAUGAGUCUUCACGAGAGAUGUAUUUAAGGCUCUUCAGUGAAAGAGAGGAAAAGUUAAAAAUGAUAACUCAAAAUAUCAGUUCACUAUACUCUGGAAAGCCUAAAGGUCGGCAAGUAAAACUCGCUUACAUUCAUGGAGAAGCCAAACCUCCCCGAUAUAUCCGUCGCAAGCAAGAGAUUAAUGGAACGGCUGGACCUAUUGUACAGCCUCAUCCCAUUGAGAAACUCAAGUUACAAAAACAAGAGUCCAAGGAAUCCAGUAUUUCAAAUUCAAAUUCAAAUGUUCCUGUGAGCAAUAGCCAGCAUGGAGGACCAAGUCAAGACACAAAAAAGAUUGUAAGGAAGAUUGCCCCAAUGAUGGCCAAAUCAAUGAGAGCUUUCAAGAACAGAGUAGGGCCAAGAUGAGAUUUGGCGCCUUGUUAAACGGUUGCUAUGAUGAGGUUAAGAUAAAAAAUAAUAAUAAAAAAAAAGAAGAAACUGUUUGUGUUUUGUUCGUUUGUCAUGCUUGGCAUUUUGAAAAAAUGUUAAUCUAUGCAUGAAUUAGUAUAUAUUGUAUUAAAAUAAAACACAAUAGUGGAGCUGUCAUAA
Molecule: messenger RNA, 2236 nt
Organism: Rana temporaria (common frog)
Lineage: Eukaryota; Metazoa; Chordata; Amphibia; Anura; Ranidae
Product: elongin-A-like
Exons: 11
Coding region: 329-2053 (574 amino acids)
Biological process (GO): transcription elongation by RNA polymerase II
Cellular component (GO): nucleus; elongin complex
Source: RefSeq, a predicted model, not a curated record